This is a messenger RNA of Fukomys damarensis (Damara mole-rat), 2070 nucleotides long. RefSeq names its product glycoprotein nmb (gene Gpnmb). Gene Ontology annotation, molecular function: integrin binding. NCBI's taxonomy places the organism in Eukaryota, Metazoa, Chordata, Mammalia, Rodentia, Bathyergidae. The record is from RefSeq and is a predicted model, not a curated record. The transcript has 8 exons. The coding region runs from base 307 to 1431 and encodes 374 amino acids. Gene Ontology annotation, biological process: cell adhesion.
UCCUGUCAGCCCACCAGAGACCCUGGCUCGGGUCCACCUGAGAAGAGAUUGAGAUUUUCUCUUGGAAGCAGUUUCACCAGACAGAUGCCAAGGGAGAGUGAGUCACAAGCACAUGAGUUGUAAGAGGCUGGAUUCAAGAGAACACAUCAGGCAAUGCUGCUUAAUACCAUCACAUGAUCUGCCCUGAGGCCUGGAGUUUCAUUAAAAUAGAGAGGGGCACAACAGAGCCCGGGAGACUGCUGUUGCUCUCUGAGGAUCAGACAGGAGAUUGAAGCCCUGAUCAGCCUAGGCUCGUGAGAACUCAGCAUGGAAAGUCUCCACUGGAUCCUGGGAUUUCUGCUGCUGGCUACAAGACUGCCCCUUGAUUCGGCCAAACGGUUUUAUGAUGUGCUGGGCAAUGAAAGGCACCGUGGUUAUAUGCGGGAGCACAACCAGUUACAUGGCUGGUCUUCUGAUGAAAAUGACUGGGAUGAAAAGCUCUAUCCAGUGUGGAAGAGAGGAGAUGCAAGAUGGAAAAGCUCCUGGAAAGGAGGCCAAGUGCAAGCAAUCCUGACCAGCAAUUCCCCAGCACUGGUGGGCUCAGACAUCACAUUUGCAGUGAACCUCGCGUUCCCCAGAUGCCAAAAGGAAGAUGCCAAUGGCAACAUAGUCUAUGAGAAGAACUGCAGAAACGACUCUAGUUUGUCUUCGGACCUGUACGUUUACAACUGGACAGCAGCCUGGUCAGAGGACAGCUGCUGGGGCCCUGGCCCGGGCGGGCACCACGUGUUCCCCGACGGCAAGCCGUUCCCCCGCCCCCGCGGGUGGAGGAAGUGGAAUUUCGUCUACGUCUUUCACACGCUCGGUCAGUAUUUCCAGAAGCUGGGAAGAUGUUCGGUGAGAAUUUCUAUGAACACAGCCAACUUGACGCUUGGCCCUCAGGUCAUGGAGGUGACUGUCUACAGAAGACACGGCUGGGCGUACAUUCCCAUCGCACAAGUCAGAGAUGUGUACGUGGUAACAGAUCAUAUUCCUGUAUUUGUGACCAUGUCUCAAAAGAAUGAUCGAAAUGUGUCCGAUGAAACCUUCCUCAGAGACCUCCCCAUUAUAUUUGAUGCCCUGAUUCAUGAUCCCAGCCACUUCCUCAAUGAGUCUUCCAUUUACUUCAAGUGGAACUUUGGGGACAACACUGGCCUGUUUGUUUCCAGCAAUCAUACUUUGAAUCACACCUACGUGCUCAAUGGAACCUUCAACCUUAACCUCACUGUGCAAGGCUCAGUGCCUGGACCGUGUCCAUCACCUUCCACACUUCCAAAACCUAUCCCUUCUUCAGUACCUGCUGGUGACAACCCUCUGGAGCUGAGCAAGAUUGCUGAUGAAAACUGCCAGAUUAACAGAUACGGUUACUUUAAAGCCACCCUUACGAUUGUAGGUAAGGCUGAAGACCAAUGAAGAGGGAAUCAGCUGGGAUCACCCAUUCCCUUGCUAACUCUAGGAGGGUAGAGGUACGGAAAGGGACGCCUCACUUCCUGUCCAACAUAUUGCCACAUGCAUAAGGAAAGGCUUUUCCAGUUCCCAAGUCUCUGGCUGCUCACCCUCCUUCCUCACACAUGCUGGUGGAGAGUAGCCCUCUUUGAGGCCCACAUGCACAUGGCCCUGGAUCCUUCCUGAGCAUCCAGCAUUUGGGAUAUAUAGAGGAUGGAGGAAGGCCAGGAUGGAAUUCCACGUUUCCCUUAGCUAAUUUUCACAAAGUCACUGUUCUUGUUUGUAAAUCGGAAUGAACAAGCUACUACACAUGGCUGUGCAUUGUGGACACUGCCUCAAAGUGUCAAACAGCAGAACAGACACCUGGGAACCAGAGCCCAGCCUGUGUACCCUGGGCCCAGUGACAUCUGCCUGAAAGAAGCUGGCCACUGGCUGACCAGAAACAUCUGCCCUAAGGGGCUGCUGCUUUCUAACGCACACCCAGGCUCUAGCACCAAGAAUCUAGGUUGGACCAAAGGACAGUUCAGUGUGGCUUUGAAAAUGUGAUCUGCGGGCCGGGGAUUUAGCUCAGUGGUUCUGCCACCUACCUCCCAAGCGUAAGGUCCC